This is a messenger RNA of Mus caroli (Ryukyu mouse), 3443 nucleotides long. RefSeq names its product G protein-coupled receptor 135 (gene Gpr135). Gene Ontology annotation, biological process: G protein-coupled receptor signaling pathway. Gene Ontology annotation, cellular component: membrane. Lineage: Eukaryota; Metazoa; Chordata; Mammalia; Rodentia; Muridae. Gene Ontology annotation, molecular function: G protein-coupled receptor activity. The record is from RefSeq and is a predicted model, not a curated record.
CAGGAAUGAGCAAGAGCGCCUCAGCUGAAUCUGCCAUUCGUUUGCGGGGUGGUCUGGCUUUCUCUGGCCUGCUGGGGUGCCAGAGGUGAACCAUGCCAUCUCUCAGACUAGCAGACCCGUGGCUUGGUCACCCUCAGGCUGGGAAAGGAGAUAAGGUGGGCCGGCUUUUCUGGGGUACACCGCUAGCAUCCCGCCCCGCGCUCCUGCGUAAAUAGGCGGUUCCCUCGGCAACGCCUGGAACCCACGUCAAGGUUCCACCAGUCCCGAGUGGUGACCGAGUCCCACCCACUCCCCGCAGCUGCCGUUCGGGUCCGCACAACCUUUCACCCUGCUGCGGGAUGAGCAGAGCGGCGGCCUGCGUGGAACCCCAUGGAGGAGCAGGCGCGGCCGCCUGGCCGCCCGGCCGCGAGUGCAACCUUGCAGGGUAGCGCGCAUCCGGGAGCGGCGGCUUCCACGGCCACUGCGGCCGCGCUGUCGUUCAGCUCCGUAGCCACCGUAACGCUGGGAAACCAGAGCGAUGCGGGCAGGCCGGAGGCAGCGGGGUCUCGGGGACCCUCACCGCUGCUAUGGCACGGGGCAGCGGUGGCCGCCCAGGCGCUCGUGCUCCUGCUCAUCUUCUUGCUGUCUAGCCUGGGCAACUGCGCGGUGAUGGGGGUGAUCGUGAAGCAUCGGCAGCUGCGCACGGUCACAAACGCCUUCAUCCUGUCGCUGUCCCUGUCGGACCUGCUCACUGCGCUGCUCUGCCUACCCGCCGCCUUCCUCGAUCUAUUCGCGCCGCCGGGAGACUCUGGGCCCUGGCGCAGCUUCUGCGCAGCCAGCCGCUUCUUCAGUUCGUGUUUCGGAAUCGUAUCCACGUUCAGCGUGGCGCUCAUCUCGCUGGACCGCUACUGCGCCAUCGUGCGGCCGCCGCGGGACAAGCUGGGCCGGCGGCGCGCGCUGCAGCUGCUGGCGGGAGCGUGGCUGGCUGCGCUGGGCUUCUCCCUGCCCUGGGACCUGCUCAGGGCACCCCGGGAGCCCCCCGCUCCGCAGAGCUUCCACCGCUGCCUUUACAGAACCUCCCCAGACCCUGCGCAGCUGGGCGUCGCCUACAGCGUGGGACUGGUGGUGGCUUGCUACUUGCUGCCCUUCCUACUGAUGUGUUUCUGCCGCUACCACAUCUGCAAGACCGUGCGCCUGUCGGACGUGCGCGUGCGGCCGAUGACCACCUACGCGCGCGUGCUGCGCUUCUUCAGCGAGGUGCGCACAGCCACCACCGUGCUCAUCAUGAUUAUCUUUGUCAUGUGCUGCUGGGGUCCCUACUGCUUCCUGGUGCUGCUGGCCGCGACCCGACAGGGUCAGGCCACGCAGGCUCCCUCGCUGCUCAACGUGGCGGCUGUUUGGCUGACCUGGGCCAAUGGGGCUAUCAACCCGGUCAUAUAUGCCAUCCGCAACCCCAACAUUUCCAUGCUCCUAGGACGCAACCGCGAAGAAGGGUACAGGACUAGAAACAUGGAUGCUUUUUUGCCUAGCCAAGGCCUAGGUUUUCAAGCCAGAAGUUGCAAUCGCCUUCGAAAUGGCUGUGCCAACAGGCUUGGGGCUUGCAGCAGGAUGCCUUCUUCCAACCCAGCUAGUGGGUCAGGAGGGGAAGUGGUCAUGUGGGCUCGAAAAAAUCCAGUUGUGCUCUUCUUCCGAGAGGGACCACCGGACUCAGUUAUGGAAGUCGGCAAACUGCAUAAGUCUGAAACCAGGGACAGCAGCAUUUAAGAAGGGCAGGGGUGGACAGCUUGUAAUAGCACAUUUCCACCCCUCUCAUUGAAUGAUGUGGGAACCCGGGGAGAAUCGUUUAUUUAAAACUAAACAUAAAGCCAAACAUUUAAAACUAAAAAGACAGAAAUGGGAGGGUUGCCACUUCAUUCUCAAACUUAAAAUGUAAAAGAACAUUCCCUUUCUUCAAAUGCGGCCAAGGGAAUGUGAAAUGCAAAAAAAUUAAAAACAAUCUUAAGCCACACAACCAAGCACUGUAAAGCAUAAGAGCUAAAAAGCAACAAAAAAUAAAAUUCACCGUAAUUGAAGAGCUCGUGUUACAGGAAUCACACUGUGAAACAAAAAUCAUUGAACUGAACUUAACAGUUGCAUUCAAAUACUGUUUUUUGUUUGCUUGUUUGUUUCUAAUGAACUGAGUCCCUUGGAUCUGUUUGAAGGCCCCUGUACUUUCACCAGAAUUCAGCAGACCUUCAGAUUCUAGAGCCUGCACAGCUGACCUGCUUCGGGUGCUUAGAGCAGAACCUUACGCAGAGCAGAAACGUCAUUACGCAGAGCAGAAAUGUCAUUACGCAGAGCAGAAACGUCAUUACGCAGAGCAGAAACGUCAUUACGCAGAGCAGAAAUGUCAUUACGCAGAUUGGUGUGCUCUCCCGGAAUUUUUGUGCAAGAUUUUAAAUUUAGAGUUUAUUUUAAAAGACUUCUGGAUUUUGUAAAGGUCUUUUAUUACUAGAUAUAAUUCAGCGGUCCAAAGGGCAAAGAGAACAUACUGUUGUUGUUUAAACAGACGUCUAAUAUUAUACAUAAAACCCAAUGUUUCUUCUAAGCCCGUUUUGGCCCCCAAAUUAUCUGUCUUGGAAAAUCACGGCUGUGUCCUUCCUAGAAACUGUUCCUGUUUGAUAGCUUGUAUGGAUGCAACUCCAAAUGUUUUCAUUAAUAAUAAUAAUAAUAAUUUUCAUACUAGAAAAAUCUUUCUCUAUGGGGGCAACUUUUUUAUAGAGCCCAAACUGUAAUUUGAAAUCAAAUUCUUUGAAUAUAGUGAGUGAUGUUAAAUAUGUAUGUAGGCAUACAUAUUACACAUAUAGUACUGGCUUUCCUAUUUAGCCUUUAACUGCCAAAUGUGAUUCCAAAAUGGAAUUCUAAAAGUAGUUUGAAAAGUAUGACCAUGUUCUUGGAAUAGCCAUAGAACGUCCUAAGAGGACAUACGUUCUAUUUAGAAGUUUCGGUAUGGUUUAGUAGCAGAUUGCUGCCUUACAGGCAUAUUAUAGUCAUCAUUACAAAGAUAAUUGGUUUUUGGGUUACAAGGUGGGAUAAAAGUCCAUUGGCACAAGGUUGGAGAGAUACCUCAAGCCAACUGAAAAUAUUUUCAGAAAUUUGCAAAAAAUCUUUUAAUAACUCAGAAGCACAAUCUAGAGCUUUGUGUAUGUGAAAUGUCUCACACUGAACGUGAAAUGUCUCACACUGAACGUCCCUUGGGACUUGUUGCCUUGCCUGACUCUGCUUCUCUCUCACCCAGUGUUCCAUCGCUUUAGCUGAACACGCACUUUAAGAAGUAUGAAACUGCAUCUGUUGUGUGAAAAUUUCACUAUGUGAACUAGCCAGCAUUACAUAAAUGUCAAGCGUUUAAGACGUUCAUUCUCCUGUGAGUCUCCGUGUGCUAAGUGAACGUACAACAUUGUUUUGUAAUCAAAGAUGGAAAUACA